AUGGCUACUGCGUUUGUUACUGUUGGUACAACUUCAUUCGAUAAAUUGAUUAAUGAAGUUAAUAAGACCAAAUUUUAUGAAGGUCUUACGCGAUUGGGUUAUAAGAAUUUGAUUAUACAGUAUGGAAAUGGUUCCAUUAUACCUCAUACUUCUGAAGAAGGUUCUGUCGAAAACUUACACAUUGAAGCUUUUCGAUACAAGGAUUCUCUCAAAGCCGAAUUUGCCAAUGCUUCUCUAGUUAUUAGUCAUGGAGGUGCUGGUGUUUGUUUACAAGCCCUUACUCCAAUUGGAAGUCGUCGACUAAUCAUAGUUAUAAAUGAUUCGUUAAUGGGUAAUCAUCAAGAAGAGCUUGCGCUUACUCUAUUGCGAGGGAAGCAUGCUCUAGUUUGUACUCCUUCAUCGCUUAAUCAACUGAUUUGGACAGGAGUUGAGUCUAUAUAUCCUUCUAAAUUAACAUGCGACAGACCGACAAAUUAUGAUCACUCAAGUGGAAGAUAAGCUAGCUAGCUGUUUCACUUCAAUGUACAUUUACAAGUUUAACUGCUCCUACGGAGGAAGCUAUAUAGGGCGAACAACUAGACAGCUCAGAAAACGUAUUACUGAGUAUCCUCUUGCGAGGUCCGGAAAGGGUCAAGUAAAAUCUAUAAAAAGUCUUAUUUUGUCUCAUUUAGUUGAUGGUGGUCACCAAGUGGAAAGAAGAAAAAGCGCCUGCGAAGUUAUCUAUCGCAUUCCAUCAAACCUUUCGAACCCUCCUUUUACACAUAACUGAAGCUAUGGGAACUUGAGGGAACAAUCCUAAUCUCUGUAUUACAAAAGAAGUUUGUUCUACCUUCCCACACUUUCUUAUUCUUCAUUUCCUUCGUACUUUCAUGACAUUUUACUUAAACUCUGAUUACCUAUCCACUUCAUCUUUAGCAUUGCGUAACUUUUGAUCGAUUUAUUGAAUGGUUUGCUUAAUGAUACUACCUUCAUUAUUCUUAUCGCCACCUGCAUAAAUUUUUUGUACUUUUGUUAUCAUCGAACUUAUUAUCAUUAUUUUUGCUGUUAUUAUAAUUACCAUUAUUAGUGACAUUCAAAACAUUUAACAUUUAUUAGCAUUUUUGAUUCACAAAUUCACCGUCAUUGGUUAAACUUUAGAGCAAAGCCUGUAGAAGA
Messenger RNA from Trichobilharzia regenti, 1155 nucleotides. The record is from the annotation of a GenBank genome assembly. Lineage: Eukaryota; Metazoa; Platyhelminthes; Trematoda; Strigeidida; Schistosomatidae.